CCGAGCCCAGCCCUACUAGGCUCGCAAGCUGCUCUCUGCCAGAUGCAGCCAAGGGCAGCGGGCACUGCGUCACCAUGCCCAGCAUCUUCGCCUACCAGAGCUCUGAGGUGGACUGGUGCGAGAGCAACUUCCAGCACUCGGAACUGGUGGCCGAGUUCUACAACACGUUCAGCAAUGUCACCUUCUUCAUCUUUGGGCCUCUUAUGAUGUUCCUGAUGCACGCCUAUGCCCAGAAACGCUCCCGCUACAUUUAUGGUGUUUGUGUCCUCUUCAUGGUCGUAGGCCUGUUCUCCAUGUACUUCCACAUGACACUCAGCUUCCUGGGCCAACUGCUGGACGAGAUCUCUAUUCUGUGGCUGCUGGCCAGUGGUUACAGCAUAUGGAUGCCCCGCUGCUACUUUCCCACCUUCCUAGGGGAGAACAGGCCCCAGUUCAUCUGCCUGGUCGUCAUCACCACCAUGGUCAGUACCUUCCUGUCCUUCCUGAGGCCCACCGUCAACGCAUAUGCCCUCAACAGCAUCGCUGUGCACAUCCUCUACAUCGUGUUCCAGGAGUACAAGAAGACCAACAAUAAGGAGCUUCGGCAUCUCAUUGAGGUUUCUGUGGUUUUGUGGGCUUUUGCAUUGACCAGCUGGAUCAGCGACCGCUUCCUUUGCAGUUUCUGGCAGCAGAUUAAUUUCUUCUACCUGCAUAGCAUCUGGCAUGUGCUCAUCAGCAUCACUUUCCCUUAUGGCAUGGUCACCAUGGCCUUGCUGGACGCCAGGUAUGAGAUGCCGGACCAAACCCUCAAAGUCCGCUACUGGCCUCGGGACACUUGGCCUGUGGGGUUGCCCUACGUGGAAAUCAUUGGUGACCACAAGAACUGCUGAAGUCUGCCUGUUUCUUGACUACCCAGCCACCUGCCAACUCACCUGUGUCUUGAGGAGAGAGGCCUGGAUGAGAAAUCUGAAAGAUGCUCACAGUUCCUUCCUCCAGCUGCC
Hipposideros armiger (great roundleaf bat) is the source of this 980-nucleotide messenger RNA. RefSeq names its product alkaline ceramidase 1 (gene ACER1). Gene Ontology annotation, cellular component: membrane; endoplasmic reticulum. Gene Ontology annotation, molecular function: N-acylsphingosine amidohydrolase activity. The coding region runs from base 75 to 869 and encodes 264 amino acids. Gene Ontology annotation, biological process: ceramide catabolic process; sphingosine biosynthetic process. The record is from RefSeq and is a predicted model, not a curated record. NCBI's taxonomy places the organism in Eukaryota, Metazoa, Chordata, Mammalia, Chiroptera, Hipposideridae. The transcript has 6 exons.